AUGCUAAAGGGUCUUCGGAAUCGAGUGAGGCGCGAGAAUGAGCCUCGCGUACUUAUUGUGGGACUGGACAAUGCAGGGAAAACGACGUUACUGAAUACUCUUGGUGAGAGCGACGUCAACGAUGACGAGAAUACUCGCAAAACCCCCGCGGCACCGGAAGGGCCAACGCACGGGUUUAACAUUAAGACUCUGACGCGUGGUGAUCGGCGGGCGAAGUUGUGCGAUCUCGGUGGUCAGCGGGCGUUGAGAGAGUACUGGCAGGAUUAUUACAAUAACGCGGACUGCAUCAUGUACGUGGUGGACUCCUCCGAUCACCGCCGCCUUGAGGAGGCCCACACGUCAUUUGUGGAUGUGCUGAACGGAAUCCCGGGGGUACCUGUUCUGGUCCUUGCGAAUAAACAAGAUCUUGCGACAGCAAAGACGCCACAAGUGAUUGCAGAGUCGCUUCAUCUGCAGGAGUCCCGUGACCGUAAGUGGCACAUUCAGGGAUGCAGCGCCAAGUCCGGUAUGGGUCUAGAGGAAGGCGUCGCAUGGAUCCUAAGCGUGUGCACCUCCUGA
Messenger RNA from Trypanosoma cruzi, 558 nucleotides. RefSeq names its product ADP-ribosylation factor-like protein, putative. Gene Ontology annotation, cellular component: microtubule cytoskeleton; cytoplasm. Gene Ontology annotation, biological process: cilium assembly. The coding region runs from base 1 to 558 and encodes 185 amino acids. Gene Ontology annotation, molecular function: GTPase activity; GTP binding. The transcript has a single exon. NCBI's taxonomy places the organism in Eukaryota, Euglenozoa, Kinetoplastea, Trypanosomatida, Trypanosomatidae. The record is from RefSeq and is a predicted model, not a curated record.